Messenger RNA from Melospiza georgiana, 10398 nucleotides. RefSeq names its product nicotinamide phosphoribosyltransferase (gene NAMPT). Lineage: Eukaryota; Metazoa; Chordata; Aves; Passeriformes; Passerellidae. Gene Ontology annotation, molecular function: nicotinamide phosphoribosyltransferase activity. The record is from RefSeq and is a predicted model, not a curated record. Gene Ontology annotation, biological process: NAD+ biosynthetic process. Bases 90 to 1571 code for a protein of 493 amino acids. The transcript is spliced from 11 exons.
UCCGUGCUCCCCCCGCUCAAAACGCCAGCGGUGGCGGCGGAGCCCGGUUCUGUCCGUGCGGGCGGCGGCGCCUCCCGGGGCUCGGCGACAUGGAGUGCGCUGCGGCGGGAGCCGAGUUCAACAUCCUCCUCGCUACCGACUCCUACAAGGUUACACACUACAAGCAAUAUCCACCUAACACAAGCAAGGUAUAUUCCUACUUUGAAUGUCGUGAAAAGAAGACUGAAAAUUCCAAAUUAAAGAAACUGAAAUAUGAAGAAACAGUUUUUUAUGGCUUGCAGUACAUUCUGAAUAAAUAUUUAAAAGGUAAAGUGGUGACCAAAGAGAAAAUCAAGGAAGCCAAAGAAGUAUAUAGGGAGCAUUUUCAAGAUGAUGUCUUCAAUGAAAAGGGAUGGAACUAUAUUCUAGAGAAAUAUGAUGGCCAUCUUCCCAUAGAAAUAAAGGCUGUUCCUGAGGGCUCUGUAAUUCCCAGAGGAAAUGUUCUUUUCACAGUAGAAAACACAGAUCCAGAGUGCUACUGGCUCACAAAUUGGAUUGAGACAAUUCUUGUGCAGUCGUGGUACCCAAUCACAGUGGCUACAAACUCUAGAGAGCAGAAAAAGAUUUUGGCCAAAUAUUUGCUGGAGACUUCAGGCAGCUUGGAAGGACUGGAAUAUAAACUGCAUGACUUUGGCUACAGAGGAGUUUCUUCACAAGAGACUGCAGGAAUAGGAGCUUCAGCUCACUUGGUGAACUUCAAAGGAACAGACACUGUAGCAGGAAUUGCAUUAAUUAAAAAGUACUAUGGUACAAAAGAUCCAGUUCCAGGAUAUUCUGUUCCAGCUGCUGAACACAGUACCAUAACAGCUUGGGGAAAAGAUCAUGAAAAAGAUGCUUUUGAACAUAUAGUAACACAGUUUUCUUCAGUGCCUGUAUCUGUGGUUAGUGACAGCUAUGACAUUUACAAUGCUUGUGAAAAAAUAUGGGGUGAUGACCUAAGGCAUAUAAUUGAAGCCCGAAGUCCAGAGGCACCACUUAUUAUUAGACCAGAUUCUGGGAAUCCCCUUGACACUGUUCUAAAGGUGUUGGAGAUCUUGGGGAAGAGGUUUCCCAUUACAGAGAAUUCAAAAGGCUAUAAGUUGUUGCCACCAUAUCUCAGAGUUAUUCAAGGGGAUGGUGUGGAUAUCAACACACUGCAAGAGAUUGUGGAGGGAAUGAAGAAGAAUAAAUGGAGUAUUGAGAAUAUUGCCUUUGGAUCUGGUGGAGCUUUGUUGCAGAAACUAACCAGAGACCUCUUAAACUGUUCCUUCAAAUGUAGUUACGUGGUGACCAACGGCCUUGGGAUAAAUGUCUUCAAAGAUCCUGUAGCCGAUCCCAACAAAAGGUCAAAGAAAGGACGGCUGUCGUUGCAUAGGACACCAGCUGGGGAGUAUGUGACACUGGAGGAAGGCAAGGGGGAUCUUGAAGAGUAUGGACAGGACCUGCUUCACACAGUAUUUAAGAAUGGAAAGGUAACGAAGUCAUAUUCAUUUGAUGAAGUCAGACAGAAUGCCAGGCUGAAGAACAGUGAAUUACAAUCAGCAUCUCACUGAGUUCCAUUCCAUGUCUGUGUAUGUGUGUGUAACUAGUUCGUACUGCAUAGCUACUGGUUUAUUGUACAGAUUUGUGUGUUUGUGUUUUAUGACAUUGUAGCCAAAUUAUUUGUUGGUUUAUGGACAUACUGCCCUAUCUUUUGCCAGUCUUUAGAAGAUGAAAUCAGGAAAUGGUACUUACCUUGUAAAACAUAUUUAAUGCUGAAGUGUGCUUUUUAGGGCCCUUUGCCAGUAGUGAUUCAAUCUGGUAUUGAUCUUUUCACAAAUGAGACAGAGCUGCGAAACUUUUUUAUAUAUAACAGAAUAUCACAAAAUGGAUUUACAUAAAAUUAUCAUGAUUGCUUUAUGUUUAUAUUUAACUUGUAUUUUUGUACAAACAAGAUUGUGUAAAAUAUAUUUAAAGUUUCAAUAAUUAAGUCUUUCCAACUUUUCAUAAUUUUUAUGAGCACAGACUUUCAAGAAAAUAUUCAGUGGGGGGGGAAUCCAUUGCCUUUUGUCCAUUAAUCAGCAAAUAAAACAUGGCCUUAAAAGUUUGUUGUGACAUUGUUCCAUUCGACAACUAAAUCAGGACUCGUAUCUCCUUAAGAUCCCAUAGAGUUGCUGACCUCACCAUUUCUUGUAGUUGUCUGUAUUAGUAAAUCUGCAUUAAACAAAAUUACUGUUCUUUCUAGAAGGUUUAGGUAUUACUGACCUUGCUGGCACAGUAAGGUGUGUAAGUGAAAUGCCAAAUUUGAAAGGAUUCUCUACUGCAACUUAACUUGCCAAGUCUAUCCCACUUGGUAUAUGCACCUCAAUAUUUUAAGAGUAAAGUUUUUAAGAGAUCUCCUCUUCCACUAUAGAAUAUAUGUGUAAAAUACUGAGAUACGGAAGCGGUGUAUUUUAAAGUAAUUACACUUCUGGGUUUAUUUUUCAUAUACUGUAAGUGACAUGAAUUUAAAGCAAAAUACUGGACUGGGUAGUGCACUUUUUUACUUUUUUGUAUUUUUUUCAUUGAUUUGCCUUUUGUCAGACUGGAUGUUAAAUUGUAAAAAUGUUUAACUAUUUUUGUUAACAACUUUAAUAAAACUAUGCUAGCCAAACUCCUACAUGAAUGGCAGACCUGUUUCCCCUUCUCACCCAUCUGUUUGGGGUGAGGAGGGGCUUUUAUUUUGCAGAGGGUAACUGUAAAACAAUGUGUUUGAGAGAUACAUUUGAACUGUCUGCACUUGAUUGUAUUUGCUCUCUGCAUAUGCUUGAUAUAAGUAUCUGCUGGAAAAUGAAACUGUUGAGGAUUUUAUUUGAGAAGCUAUGUAGUAACCUCUGAAAUAUUUGAUAGUACUGUAGGGUGGCUCUCACUAGAAAAGUACCUCCCUUAAAGACAAAAAUACAACAGCAAAAGCAAACAGUUCCUGUUCUGCUGGUGAUCAGCUAUCAGCCAAUUGCUUAAUAUACUGAUGUAAUUAAUGCUUCUAAUUAGUAGAUGGUGUUACUGGAAAAUGUUAAGGCCUAAGAUAAUUUAAGCCUACAAAAUUUUAUAAAACAUGCUUUUAAAGGAAGAUUGAAAAGCCAUACUUCAUUGUUCUUACUCUCACCAAAAAGGGCCACAUCAAGGCAUCCAUAAUAUUUCCAGGGUUUGUGGUUAAGAUGUUUAUGCCCAGUCUCAAUAGUUCUUGUUAAUAAAAACCUGUUUUUCACUUGUAGUGUAUGUAAUUAUACAUUUAAGUGAUGUAUUGUUUCAAGAAUAGUGUUUUAGUAAAACUAAAUGCUGACCUUUCACACUGAGGAACUGCCUUCCCUUAGCUAUUAAUUAUAUUGUUUGGUUUUGGCCCAGAAAGAUUUUGAAUCUGGCCUUAGGAUCAGUAGCAGGUAAAUAGUACAGAGCCUAUUUCACUCCUCCACAUGUGUACUAGGGAAUUUUAUGAUGUAUGGUUUAAAAAACAAUAAAGUAAAUGCUGCUUUCAUUCUGUACCAAUAAAAAUUUUGAUAACUAUUGACUACCCAUAUUUUUGUACUUGAGAACUGAGGAUAUACUGUGGAAGCACUGUCUUCAUGUGUUCCAUGAAAUACAUUGUAAUUGUUCAGUAUUGUCUAAAACUUUUCAGCUUAUUAGUUGGAAACUCAAAGCAAAUUCUCUACUUGUGCAUGUCACUUUGAGAAAGUUGUAAUGUCACUCAUUUUAUUAAAUGUUAAUAACUUUAAAAGGGGAGGGGGGGAAGAAAAACACCUGGUGCUAUUCAGACCUGAACACUUGUCUCUUUGUGUUUGGCAGUUUGACAUUCUGGGCAUCAAGGAGUUGACAGAAAUUACUGCAGUGCUUGAACCAUACAAUAUCCUAAUUCUUCCACAUGAAAGCAAACAGCAUGUUUGUUUGCUUUAAAUUACUAGAUUUGUAGUCAUUGAUAUAUUUUAAUUAUCCCCAUUUCAUAAUAUAAUACAGUAUUUGUAUUUAAAAAUAGGAAUUGGGAAUUUUGUGUUUAAUACUCUGAUUUGUAACCAUAUUUAGCGUAAGAAAUGGAUUUUGUAAAACUAUUUUUUUUCUUCAGCUGCAUGAUUAUAAAAAAAAAAAAGAUACUUUUUUGGUACUUUGAAAGAUCUGAGGAGAGAAAAGAAGAGUACUUAAACUGUUUGGUUUGCCAAAAUCAAAACAAAGCUUAAACAGUUCUUUUCUUAUAGGUUUUUACAUUCCUUCUUGUUUAGUGAAGAAUUCCUCACUUAAAUCCUCUGUUAAAGUAAUUUUAAUGUACUUGGCAUCAAAUACCAGUAUGUAAUACACAUGGAAAUAAAGUUUAGUUCUGGCAGUGAAAAUCAGAGCCAUCUGACUGUGUCUUCAAGUUCUGAUGCUGGGCACCAGAGAUGUCAUCCUGUGCUCUUUGGUGCCAAAGCCAGGCCAGAGCAGGGCUGUGCUGGUGCUGCAUUCCUUUAAGGAGAGAUGCUCAGCUCCUCACAGACAGCUGGGCUUACAUUUGCAGCCAGCUCAGCCCUAGGGAAGAGAAAGCAAACUGAGCUCUUUUUUUCUUGUUUGGGGUGUGGGUAUGUGUGUGUGGUUUUGGGGAUUUGGUUUGGUUUCUGGGUUUUUUCCUUUUUUUUUUUUUUUUUUUUGUGUGUGUGUGAGUACAUCCAUGCUUCAUUUUGUCUGUGUUGAAAAGUAAAGCACUUGGCUUUGAAUUUGAUAUAAGAGAUUAUCCUCUAUAUUUGACAUAAUCCUUUCUCAAAUAAAGUUUCAUUAUUUCAGCUUUAAAAUCACUAGAAUGCUUGUCUAAAGGCAAAUUAACCAUCAGUGUUGCAUCCUUCAGUUUGCUGCAGUACUGUCAAAAAUAACCUCAGCUCUGUAGCAGAGAGAGUCCUUUGGACAGGAUUUCUGUAACUAGAAGUUACACUUUAACUCCUGCAUGACUUCAAGGUGCAGCAGGUAUGGUACAGCAGGGAUGCGUCAGUAAGGGCAGAUAAGGCACCUCCUGUGAUGCUGCCACCAUUUGUUGCUGCUCCCUGCAGCUCUUGCUGUGCUGUACAAAGGGGCUCUUACAGCCCACAAUAAUGCUUGAAUUUAAAGGUUCUGUUCCAGGAUUUACAGAGAGCACGCACAGCCCAAGUGCCAGGGCUCCUCUGCCUCCUCUGCAUGGAGUUAAAGCCCAGGAGCUCCAGCACUGCCAUCUCCUCACUCCUGUCAGCCCUGAGCGGGUGCUGGUGGCUCCCAGGUCAGCUGCAGGGAAAUUCCAGGCCUUGGCCUGUGCAGAAGGCAAGGGAUUCACAGCAAGAGCUGCAUCAUUUAUGUCCUCCUAUAUAUAAUCCUACUGUAACAAUUAAAAUUGUAACUGAGCUGAGCUGCUUGAGGCAGGGGCUGUGAGGCUGCAUUGGUGUGAUGGUAAUUGCAUCUCUGCAUGAGGGUCCCAUCAGGGUCCUGUAGGUGCACAUCUCCAUCAGAUUUGUAAACAUCUGAGUGAGAGAUCAUCCUCUUAAACCUGAUGAGUGUGGCCUUAUGUGGAGAACCACAUGCCUUCUAAAUUACCAGGUGAUAAGGAAAUAAUGAGAUUAGAGAUGCUUUGUAAAGUCAUGCCUACUAAAUCCCAGUUGCUAACCAUGAAUGUUUUGUUCUUGGGGGGGUUUCCUGUUUUACUAGCGGCACAGCUGAUCUUGGGAAUGAUUUUAAAACCCCCUUCACAGAAAGACAGUUGGUUUUAAUUAAUCCAAAGGCCUGAAAAGCACUUAGCCAUAGAGUAUUUCCAAAAAGUAUUUUACUGUGGCACCAUAUUUUGUUGAAAGGUACCCUGAUGUCUGGUGUAAUACAAUUCAGAGCAAUCCAGAAGAUACAGGAGUGAAGUCAGCAGGAUUCUUCUCAAGUAACAUAUUUUGUUCCAUAUAAUUUUCUUGCUAAUCUUUGCAUGAGUACUCCUAAUUGCUUUUUGAACAGAACUUCUAGAAUUUUCAAGUUAUGAUGAGGUUUCCUGGCAUCAGAAUGGCAGUUUUCUCUUCUGCUUCUGGCUGGAGCAGAGGUCUUUUAAGGACAGAUAAGGAGCCUUUGUGCCCCUAGCAAGGUUUUUACUUCCCUCUUACACAACUCUUCUCGGUUCAACGGCAAAUUUUACCUUUGAAAAAAAAAAAAUCAGUAAAUUUGGGUUGUAUAGCUCCUUUUUUUCCCAGCAGUUCAUAUAGAAAUCAAUCCAAGAUAUUUCACAGGAUCACUAGAUAAAUUUGCAUGAGCAUACUCUAAUUUUUAGUAUAUAUAUUUAUGCUUCAUUGCUAACUUGUUAGAUCUGAGGAUCUGAUUCUUGGUAGUUGAUCCAAUACUCAUGUCAAGUAAUCAUACUGCAUAUAGCCAGGUAAUUAUAAAUUGCUGAAAAUGGCUUCAGCAUCUUCAUAUAAUUACAGUGCUUAAGAAAUUCUAGUGGGUAGAUAAUGGAUGCAGGGAAGGUUCUGAGGGCCGGACAUUUUUACUUCUUUGUCAUUAAUUUUGGUUAUUAAUGUAGCUAUUUAAAGCUUCCACAUCAUCUCUGCUAGGAAACUUGUUUUAUAAUGUCUGAGUACUCAUCAUCAAAAUAUUUCUAUAAGUAGUACACAUGUCAAACAAACUGCAUGGACUCAACUUUAUCUCUUGUAAGGUAAAGGGGAGAACUUCAGCCUCAAGCUUAAUUCCCUUCCCUGCAAACAGGAGAAGAAAUGAGCUGUUCUUCAGCCUUUGGGACAUGCUUUCCUCAGCUUCCUGGUAAAGAACAAGGCUGGCGUGCUCUUCCCUUUCAAGGAAGUUUUCCCUAUUCCAAAAGGUGUCACCCUAUUUGAAGCAUGAGGAAUUGCAGCCUGUUGUUGGAUGUGUCAGAAGGAUGACAUAGCCCAGCAAUUUAAGAGGAUAAUCUGUGUGAGAUGGCUUUGGGUAGAGAUAUGUCUGUAAGUCACAGAAAGGUCACUCAGAGCAUGACAACUAAUCUCCCUCUGGUGGGGGAGCCUCCCUGCCCUUUCUGCCUCAGCUGAGCAGGUUCAAGUCUGUCCUGUAAUCUGCUGUGAAAACAUUGAGUCUGUUCAGCCAAAACAAAGUGUUGCCAGGCCCCUGUGAUUACAAAGCAGUGGUCUGUUCGUGUGCCCCACUCUAACCUUAAUCCAUUUUUCAAGCUUUGUAUCUUGCAUCUACUUAGACCAAGUGCCAGUGGCAAACUUCACAAAGCUCCUGUUCCUCCCCCACACUGAGGGUUUUGCAGCCUCACCUCCAGCACUGCUGCUUGAAGACCAUUAUUUGUUUUUAUUGCCACUGUAAAUCUCCAGAAGAUAACAAGAAUUAUUUCACCUCUGUACAAGGUUUUGCAAUCAUUACACCUUCAAAUUAAAGCAAGUAGAUUCAUGCAUUAAGAUCAGAGAGAGGUGACCCUUUGUUACCUUUUGUGUCCAAGUUGUGACCGUGAAAAUGUUAACAGAUAUGAAUCUGGCAAAAAUAAGGAUACAUUCUCCUGAAAAUUGGUUUCCAUGUAAAAGCCCUAUACUUUUACAUGAAAACAUAUAUUUAGAACUUUUAUAGUCAUUAAUGAAUCACUGCUGGAUACUCAAUCACUUUAGCUUGGUUUCUGCAGGUGCUUCUUGACAGUCCAGUCUCACUCAUGUCCCAUGUGGGUUAGCCACAGGUUAUCCCAUCAGACAGGGGCUGCACUGGCACAUGGAGUGGCAAGAUAAAGUUCUUGAGUUCAUGGAGUCCACAAUCCUGGGUCUUGUGUCUGCUGGGAAAGUCCAACACUACAUGAAAUAACCUGUCCCACUGCCAUCCCGACCACCAACGCUGGGUUUGCUGAGCCUAACUCAGCUCCAGCCCUGGCUGUAGCUGUGCAGACUUCCCAUGGCUCUUAUCUUUGGAGAGAGCACACAUGGUUAAUCCCUGGUCUGUCUUUCACAGCCCAUUGUGGAUUAGGCAAGACCUGGGAAGAGUUUCAGUCCUUUCUUCUCUGUUACAACAGAGUCCUGCCCAAAGGCAUUUUGAGACAAGAACCCAUAUGGUUAUUGAAUAUGUGGUGUGCUGUAACCCAGCACAAGAGGAGGGAGUGACUUUGGGGCUUGUGGUAUGAUUGUAAAUAAUAAUUCCUACCCAAAUCAAGUGAUUAGACACAAGUGCUGUCAGUGGUUGCUAUAACAUCACAGCAGAGACAAGGCAAUUGAGGCAAGUCAGCUAAGGCCUCUGGUUCUUUCCCAAAUGGCUUUCUCUAUCCACUACUCUCUUAACACACAUGGAAUUUGGGAAAUCCCACUACCAUCAAUCACCCAUGUGUAAUUUUCCUACAAUGGCAUAAAUCUCUGUGUCACACUCUGUUCUUGCCUGGCAUUUGACUUGCCAGGGUUUGGUUUGGUUUGCUUUGGUAUUAGUGCUUCUGCACUCUGUACUGACAUUUUUAUUAAGCUAUUUUUAUAACACCAGGACUUUCUAUUUAAGAGGUAAUAGAUGAAUCACAGGAUGUCACUUUUUGCAAGGUUAGUAUUAUUUUCUCCUGUGCACAUUGGUUUAUGCCAAACUUCAUGUCCUAUUUUAAUUUGCAUUCACAGUGUUUCAUAAAGUCCUUUUGCAAUUCUUCACAAUCAGCUCCCACCUUUAUUGCUGUGCAUGACUCAGCACCUCCAGCAAGCUGUCACCUCCUUACCCACCCUUCUCUACAUUGUUUAACAUGAAAAGCAGCAGGAGCUCCAGCACAGAUCACCAAGUGGAGUUUCACUCUCUGAGAAAGCUGAGUAACUUCCUAUUAUUUUCUUUGAUCAAUGUUGUGAACAUGUGAGGACCUCUCCUCGUGUCUCAAAACUUCUUAGCUUCCUUGAAAACUUUAUAAUAAAUCUUGUUGGAUGCCUUUUUUAAAUUAAAGAAGGUUAUAUCCACACAUCUAUCGACUCCUUCAAAGGACUUCAAAGAAGGUAACUUCCUCUUGCAUUUAUCAAUCAGAAUCUCCCCCAGGAGCUUAAAUUCAUUCUUUCUACUGUAAUUUCUCCCUUAGUCUUACUGUGCCUUUGUCCACAAGAUCAAAAGUCUUUUGAAAAAUUGGAAAAUCCAACUCCAGACAGCUCAGGGAAUUUUGUGAAAUGGAUUCUUGUUCUCAUGCUGUCUUUUUCCUUUUGCAGGACAGUGCUUGAUGGUGAAUGGCACAGGAUUCUGCAGUGGGGGACCUUGGGAUAAGAAAAGCACUGAGCCAUUGGGACAAAUCUGUUCUUCAGGUUUGAAUUAAAAAAGGGACAAUUAUCAAGGGACAGACCAACUUAUGGGAGGCUUCACCUGAUGAUGCCUCUCAGGGACUUGCAUGAGCAGGAAAGCUGGACAUAAAAACAGAGACAGCCCCUCCAAGCACUGUGGGCUAGAGGCAGAGAUAUCCUAGUUUGCACAGUGCUCAUCCUUGGACUCUAAAACAAAUUCUGUUCAGCGAGGGACUCAGGAUUAAACCAGAUUCCAGAACAUUUUUGAGUGAAGAGCCAUUUGUUUGAAAACCACAGGCAUCAUCUUCAUGUCCCAAAAAGAUAGAUGUAUAAACCUGGUCACCUCUAUACUUGAAACAAGGAUGUAUUGGAAGCAGUAGUUCCAAUGUGGGUGCCUCUGUCCUGUUUGUUGAGCAUCAAGUAAGCCCUGGCAGUUGAUAUUUUAUAUAACACUCAUUGUAUAGGGAUCACAUACACAUAUGUACAGUUUCUACACACAAGGAUGCAAAUCUUUAUAUAUGUGAAUAGACAGAUGUGUAUAUAUUCUAACUAUAGAAGAAAACAUCCAUAAAUACUAAGGACAUUCUAUUAGUGAUUGUUCAUGGACUAUGAUCUUUCACAAACUCUGUGUACCUGGAUCAUGCUUGCUCUGCUUCUUUCUGAUAACUUCAUUUCAUACAUCAAAGGGUUGUGUAAGCAGCCUUUCAGCCACCAGCUGACUGGCAGCUUAAGCUGAAAUGAUAAUCUGUGGUUACUCCCAGCUCUGGCUCUGAAUUGCUCCUUGCCAAGACACUGCAUGUCUGUCUCUGGAGUUGUGUAAAUUGGUAUUUGGCUACCUGCCAGUGGAUGUUGUGGGACUGUGAUCAGGCAAGUCAGGUUUGCAUAACAAUAACCUGUCUUUGCCCCUCUUUAUUAGCCCUGACUUUAUCAAUGGAAGGUUUAUGUCAUUGUCUAGGUCACCACUGAGCAGAAGAAUUGUGGCAAAGAGAUCCCAGUCCUGUGGCAUCACUGCUACAUGUGGUCUUGCUCAUUGGUGACCUGCGAUGAUCAAUAUUUUGAGAUCAAUGAAACAACUAGUUUUUAAACCACAUAGUGAAUUACCUGGUAGUUAUAUAUUAUUUGAGUUUUCAAAACCAAAUUCAGUGUUGUACUAAUGCCUUGGAGGAAUUAACAUUGCAUUAUGAUGGUUUGCUUUAUUCAACAG